Molecule: messenger RNA, 1338 nt
Organism: Pteropus alecto (black flying fox)
Lineage: Eukaryota; Metazoa; Chordata; Mammalia; Chiroptera; Pteropodidae
Gene: AGMO
Product: alkylglycerol monooxygenase
Exons: 13
Coding region: 1-1338 (445 amino acids)
Biological process (GO): lipid biosynthetic process
Cellular component (GO): endoplasmic reticulum
Molecular function (GO): oxidoreductase activity; iron ion binding
Source: RefSeq, a predicted model, not a curated record
AUGAAGAACCCAGAAGCUCAACAGGAUGUUUCGGUUUCCCAGGGAGUUCGCAUGAUGUUUUACAUGAUGAAGCCCAAUGAAACGUCAUUCCAAACCCUAGAAGAGGUGCCUGAUUAUGUAAAAAAGGCAACUCCAUUUUUCAUUUCCUUGAUGCUGCUUGAACUAGUUGUCAGCUGGAUUCGCAAAAGGAAGCCACCAAGCCGUUUGGAUGAUGCGUUAACAUCAAUAUCAGCCGGUGUUCUGUCUCGGCUUCCAAGGUUGUUUACCAGGAGCAUUGAACUGACCAGUUACACGUAUAUCUGGGAGAACCACAGGCUCAUCAGUUUGCCUUGGGAUUCUCUAUGGACCUGGUAUUUAACCUUCUUAGGAGUUGACUUUGGCUACUAUUGGUUCCAUCGCAUGGCCCAUGAGGUUAAUAUUAUGUGGGCUGGACACCAAACACACCACAGUUCUGAAGACUAUAACUUAUCCACAGCACUGAGACAAUCUGUCCUCCAAAUAUAUACUUCCUGGAUAUUCUACUCUCCCCUGGCCCUCUUCAUACCACCUUCGGUAUAUGCUGUUCAUCUUCAGUUCAAUCUUCUCUACCAAUUUUGGAUCCACACAGAGGUCAUUGAUAACCUUGGUCCUUUGGAACUGAUUCUUAACACUCCUAGCCAUCAUAGGGUUCAUCAUGGCAGAAACCGUUAUUGCAUAGACAAAAAUUAUGCCGGCACUCUUAUUAUAUGGGAUAGAAUUUUUGGGACCUUCGAGGCAGAGAAUAAAAAAGUUGUAUAUGGUCUGACACAUCCCAUUAAUACAUUUGAUCCAUUCAAGGUGCAGUUCCACCAUUUAGUUUACAUAUGGACUACAUUCUGGGCCACACCUGGAUUCUUCAAUAAGUUUUCUGUCAUAUUUAAAGGACCAGGAUGGGGUCCAGGUAAACCAAGACUUGGACUGAGUGAAGAAAUCCCAGAGGUUACAGGGAAAGAAGUUCCCUUAUCAUCAUCAGCGUCUCGACUAUUAAGGAUAUAUGCGGUUAUACAGUUUGCUCUGAUGCUAGCCUUUUAUGAAGAUACCUUUGCAGAUAAAGCUGCACUAUCACAGGUCACUCUUUUUCUGAGGGUUUGCUUCAUUAUUCUGACCUUGACCUCCAUUGGAUUUCUUUUGGAUCAAAGACCUAAGGCAGCCAUUCUGGAAACUUUCCGUUGCUUGGUGUUCCUAAUGCUGUGUAGAUUUGGUCAUCUGAAGCCUCUCAUCCUUUCCUUGUCAUUUGCUUUUGAGAUUUUUUUUUCCAUCUGUAUUACUUUCUGGGGAAUAAGAAGCAUGAAACAACUUGCCUCUGGCCUUUGGAAAUAA